GCGGGGCUACACAGGGAGGAGGAAAAAAAGUUUUCAGAGAAGACUCCCAGAAGAGCCGAGAAGUGGCUGUUGUGGCCCCGGGACCCCCUCCUGCCGCCCCCACGGCCAGAUUUGAGGAGCGGCACUGGAUUUAUCUUCAGGAUAAUGUCUAAAAGGAUGAAUAUGCUCCUUGAUGUGUCCGCUUACAAGGAACAGUGGGAUCUUGUGGAAAUAGGAUGUUACUAGAAAAGGAAUAUGGCUCAAGAAACCAACCAUAGCCAAGUGCCUAUGCUUUGUUCCACUGGAUGCGGAUUUUAUGGAAACCCUCGUACGAAUGGCAUGUGUUCAGUAUGCUAUAAAGAACAUCUUCAACGGCAGAAUGGUAGUAAUGGUAGAAUUAGCCCAUCAGCAACAUCUGUUAAUAGUCUAGCUGAAUCUUUACCGGUUCAAUGCACUGAAAGCACUAUCCAGGACGCUCCGCCAACACUAGAGUCUACACCUGUACCACCUAUGCAACCAAGCCCUGUGUCAAUCCCAUCAACGCUCUUAGCAGAAUCUGUAGCAACAUGUGAAGUGGAAAGUACAGCCAUAGUGGACAAAACAGGACCUGAAAGAGAAGAUGUGCAAGAAUCAACAUCAGUGGACCUUGCCGAGACAAUUUCAAUAGACAGUACCGGAGAGGAAUUGUCGAUGGAUAACUCAGAUUUACCUGACACUACCAGGGGCUCAGAAACAGAAUGCGAUUAUGACGCAAGCAUAGAAAAUAAUAUAGAUGAUCCCGAUUUCCCGGAUGAGAGCUCGAGAGUGAAAACGAAGAGGUGUGACACAGAUAUAACGCUAAACACACUUCAGCAUCAGAUAAUGCAGAACCUUCUUCUGAAGAACAGGACAAGUCCCUUGACAAACCAAAACAGAAAAAAACCCGCUGCUUCAUGUGCCGGAAGAAAGUUGGUCUUACUGGGUUUGAAUGCAGGUGCGGAAACGUUUAUUGCGGCGUACACCGCUACUCAGACGUCCACAGUUGCUCUUACAAUUACAAAGCCGACGCCGCGGAAAAGAUCAGAAAAGAGAAUCCCGUCGUUGUCGGCGAAAAGAUCCAGAAGAUUUGAACUGCUACUCUUGCUGGGAUAUUAAAACAAAAUUGACCAUCUGCAGAUGAAAUUGACUUGAGCUUCUUCCCACCGCCCCGCUCCCCACCCUCCCCCCUUCGCCCCAUUCUUCUCCAUCCUUCCCUUUAGUCACUGGGAACACAAGAGCGUGUUUUCUGAAUCAUGCAUGUCAUCAGAAUAACAUAGAUUUCCCCCCUCCCUUGUUUAGAACAUAUCCGAACACAUACUUUAACACAUACAACCGGUCCUACACUUCUGAGAGUCUACACUUUGACUGAAAUACCAUGGCUAUACAAGUAUUAUCCUUUUAAAAAAUAAGUUUAACUUUUAGUUGAAUGCAGAGGGCUUUUAUAAUACAAACACAGAGAUAUAUCGGAAGGGCAUCCGUGCUUUUGUUUAUUUUUCCCUCUAGUACUAAACAUGCAUGCAUUAACCGGGCCGUUUUCCUUUCUUCUUCUUCUUUGUAUAUAGCUUUUUUUCCCCUUCUCUGCAGCACUAUUUCCUCUUUUUUGAUAACACCUCCUAUGGCACAACUAGCGAUCAGUAACUGAAUGUAUUUUAAUCAUUAAGGCUGCUUGGGUUUGUUUUGUUUCCCCCUCCCAUUAACAAAGUUUAUGCAUACCUUAGCAUAAUAGCUUGUUUGCACCCACUACCUAUUUAUGUAUGAAUCAUUGGUAAUGAGUGUGUGUGUGAGAGAGAGAUUGAGAGGGAGAGAAAGGGAAACUGCUAAAAUCUGUGUGGUGUUUUUAUUUCUUUUCAAAAACAACUAGUUUUCCCUUCUUUUCUACCUGUGUGUGUGUGUGUGUGUGCUUGUGUUGCAGAGUGGUCUGCACUUUUGUGGCUGACUGCAGGUUUUCUUGGGGGUUAUGUUAUUGGGUUCUUUAUGUACACCAAUAUGAAGAAUGACGAAGUUUUAACUGUAUUGUAUUUAUGUUCAUCAGCGUCUUUAACUUUGAUUAAAAUAAAAUUUGUAAAAAUUGAAA
Molecule: messenger RNA, 2071 nt
Organism: Anolis carolinensis (green anole)
Lineage: Eukaryota; Metazoa; Chordata; Lepidosauria; Squamata; Anolidae
Gene: zfand6
Product: zinc finger AN1-type containing 6
Exons: 8
Coding region: 235-1113 (292 amino acids)
Biological process (GO): protein targeting to peroxisome
Molecular function (GO): polyubiquitin modification-dependent protein binding; zinc ion binding; DNA binding
Source: RefSeq, a predicted model, not a curated record